Molecule: messenger RNA, 7137 nt
Organism: Cydia strobilella
Lineage: Eukaryota; Metazoa; Arthropoda; Insecta; Lepidoptera; Tortricidae
Product: protein Aster-B-like
Exons: 18
Coding region: 168-2285 (705 amino acids)
Biological process (GO): intracellular sterol transport
Cellular component (GO): endoplasmic reticulum membrane; endoplasmic reticulum-plasma membrane contact site; plasma membrane
Molecular function (GO): sterol transfer activity; sterol binding
Source: RefSeq, a predicted model, not a curated record
UUAUUGCAACAUUGAGCUAGUUCUGUCAAAUUGUCAAUGCAGUCAAUAGUAUUUUUGUUGUAUUUUGUGCAUAGAUCUCUUGUAUCUGGAUGAUGAAAGCAAAAAACGCAGCUGUGAACAAUAGCUCGCGAGUGGCUGACCUGAGCGUGCACUAAAACCCUGUGACCAUGACUACUUCGGAACUGGACAGUCGCAACAUAGCAAUUUCCAUGAGAAAGUCUGUGGAAAACCUGGUGAUAUCGUCACAAGACGCCAUCGGCCAGAGCAUCAGCCAGGCUCUGACCUUCUCCGGGGUCAUCACACAGCACACCAACCAGAUCCUGCAGGAAACCAAAAACCUGUCACGUUCGCCAUCGCCAUCUUUACGCAACACUGACAACGCUGAACAGCUAAUAGAAAAUGACAAGGAUGGAGCCCCCGACUCGUUGUCUCUUGGCAGUAUCAGCGAGCUUUCCCUACCAACGGCCGUUGCGCUACGGAGCGAACAGAGGGUGUCCUCCGCCGGCCAGCGCGCAUCCGAAGGUCGCACCAAGAAGAAGAGCUGGUACAGCUCCUUCUACCCGACCUACAAGAGCAAGUGUGAGGACUUCAAGCGGCUCUUUAAAGAUCUGCCUGAUGAAGAGCGACUUAUUGUUGACUACUCCUGCGCCCUACAGAAAGACAUCCUGGUCCACGGUCGUCUAUACGCGUCGCAGAACUACCUCUGUUUCCACGCCAGCAUCUUCGGGUGGGAGACCAGCUUAUCACUGCGAUGGAAGGAUGUCACUGCUAUUACUAAAGAGCGAACAGCACUAGUGAUACCAAAUGCGAUACUCAUCUGCACGGAAACUGAGAAGAAUUUCCUCACAUCAUUCUCCGGCCGGGACAAAUCGUAUCUGAUGCUGUUCAGGAUCUGGCAGAACGCGCUCAUGGGACAGCCUGUCAGUAGCCAGGAGAUAUGGCAUUGGGUCCACAAGUGCUACGGCGAAGAGCUAGGCUUCAACUCUGACGACGAGGGAUAUUCGCGGGACCUGCCGGACUUAGCUUCUCUGCCUGAGAUCGUCGAUCCGCCCGACACAGCUUCUGAGGAGUUGGGAGAAACAUCGUCGAUGGACGCUGGCGGCGACCGCGACGAGUCGCGCGAGCGGAAUCAACGCGUUCGAGAUUCCUCACCCACAGUGGGCAACGGCGGCGGGCUCGGCGCGGACGGCGACGCGCUCCCGACAGACAUGUCGGACUCCAGCGACUCCGAGCCCGACAAACCACACAAUGGCGGCGGCGCAGAGAAAUGCACCAACGCCCACAACGGCAAAGUGUUACUGCGUCAAGAGUUCCCGUUCCCCAUCGACCAGAUGUUCACAAUGAUCUUCACCAACUCCAAGUUUAACCUGGAACUGCUGGCUGCGAGAGGCACUACUGAUUACGUUCAGGCACCUUGGCAACAAGCGGCAGGUCUAAAAUGCCGGCAAGUUAGUUACACGUUAGGGCUGACUUCUGGGCCCAUAGGACCUAAGGAGGUGCACAUUACAGAGACACAAGUUAUGAACAAAUGUUCGUGUCCGGGACACCUGUAUUCCAUCGACUGCACGACAGAAAACGCGGGCAUCCCGUACGCGGACUACUUCACCGUUGAAGUCCAUUAUUGUUUGCAGCGAGUAGCAGAAAAUUCCACAAGUUUGCAGCUUUUCGCGCAAGUGCGGUAUAAAAAAAACAUGUGGCCCAUGGUUAAAGCAUUCCUGGAAAAGAACACAAUGUCUGGUCUAGACGACUACGCGCGCCUCCUGGAGGCGAGACUUCUCGGCGAGGCGGAGGGCGCGCAGCCCGCCAAGCGGAAAGGCAGGCGCACGAGGAGGCAGACAGCAUCAUCACAAGAAGCAGCCGCAGCGUCCGCCGUGAAACCCGCGACGGCCAUCUUGUCGCCCCGCGCCAGCGCGCCCCGCGCGCGCCCCCGCCACCCCCCGCGCGCGCCCGCCCACACCAGCUCCUGGCUCGUCGGCAUACUGCUGCUGCUGCUGCUGCUCAACGCCCUGCUCUACUACAGGCUCUAUUACACCGCGCCGAAGGCUAUCGACGCCGCGGCAUUACAAGACAGGAUCAACUCCCUGAGCGGAGCGGGGCUGGCAGAGUGGUCGGCGCUGCUGGAGUCGCACGCGCGGCGCCAGCGCGGCCAGCUGCUCGCCUGGAGGCGCGCGCUGGACGCGGCCAGACAUCAUCUCGCGCAGACGGAACAAGCUCUCAAAAACCUACUAGAAACGAUCAAACCGACAUUAGAAAAAGACGACGACUCGCCGCGGACUGACCUCUGAGCGACCACCGCUCCCAACAUUGGCCGGGAUUCGUCCAACAUUGGGUUGGAUUCGUCCAACAUUGACUUGGAUUCAUCCAACAUUGUAUUCAGUUCGUCCGACGUUAUCUUGGAUUCGUCCAAUGUGGCCUCGAAUUCGUCCAAAGUUGGCUUGGAUUACAACAAUGUCUUGGAUUCGUCCAAAAUUAUCUUGGGUUCGUUCUACAUUGGUUGGCUUCGUCCUACAUUGGUUGGAUUCGUACAGCACUGUUCAGGGUUCAUGCAAUAUGGCAAUGACUCGCCUAUUAGUCAGUGUUGGUCAUAUAAUGAAUAUGUUGAUCUUUGACAAGAGUAAGUGCUUUGGUACCAACAUAUUGGUUAUCGACUAUUGUAAACUGAGUUUUCAUUAUUAUAAGGUCAAUAUAAGUUAUAUUGGGUAUUUUGUGACCAAAUUAGGUAGAGAUCUUUCCUAUACCUCGUUUUUUAGCGUUAGAAAAGACUACACCAUCAUGACGAAUAUUCUUAUUUUAAAACGCUUUAAAAACAUAGUAACUAUUACUUAUGAAAUCAAAAUAAUGUAAUAAAUGUAUUGUUACAUAUUUGCUGUGACUUAUUUUUAAAAAGUGUUUUUCAAUAAAGAGUUUCAAGUUUCAAGUAAAUUUUUCAAGUCUUUUUACUAAUAAUGCUUAAAAAAAACUUUUUCAAACAAAUAGCAUGGUUAUGGUCACAAAUACAUUCAAUAUUUUAGCCAUAAUACAUUUGAGGUGGUCAAUUAUGAAACAUAAAUUAUGUUGGUCAUAUAAUAUGGAACAUAACGAAUUAUAUUGGUCGUAUAGUCCACGAUAAUGAUUUAUGUUGGUCACAGUAUGUGAAACAUAAUAAUUUAUGUUUGUAAUGUAUCCACAAUAGUGGGUUACUAUUGUUUUUGACGCUUCAGCUACGGCCAACGCGCGGAGACAAAUGUGACAUUCACAAGAAAAAGGUACCAUUGUCGAUUGUCAAUAAAGCCAUAGUGCUAUAAAGAUGCAAUUAGAAAUUGCUUUUAUAGACAAUCGACAAUGUGCAUUUUGUCUCAAACUGUCACGUAUAAUGCUCUCGGAUCUCGAUUUCUUUUUACAUUUGUAUAUAGCGACUAUAUAUUUAAUGCGACGACAUGUAAAUAAAGUAGCCUUUUCCGCAUAUGUCAGCCUGUCUAUACAUAGUACCCCUGUUACCCUUGUUUCUGUUUUUUUUUACUCCCAAUAUUAUUUAAGUAAAGGUUACAGUUAAUUUUCAAAUAAUGUCAAGUAAUGCAUAAGAAUUAUAAAAAAAGAUACAUUAUAAUUGAUCUAAUGUUAUAGUUUUCCCCUAAUUAUCUUUUUUUUAAUUGACUGCUAUUAUAUUGCACACAACUGUAUAUGCACGCUAGAGUUUCCCUCUAAUUAUCAUUUUCUUAUUAACUGACAUUAUAUUGCACACAACUAUAUAUGCACGGUAAAGUUAUAGCUUUUCCCUAAUUAUCAUGUUCUUAUUGACUGCUAUUAUAUUGCACACAACUGUAUAUGCACGGUAAAGUUAUAGUUUUCCCCUAAUUAUCAUUUUCUUAUUGACUGCUAUUAUAUUGCACACAACUAUAUAUGCACGGUAAAGUUAUAGUUUUUCCCUAAUUAUCAUUUUCUUAUUGACUGCUAUUAUAUUGCACACAACUAUAUAUGCACGGUAAAGUUAUAGUUUUUCCCUAAUUAUCAUUUUCUUAUUGACUGUCAUUAUAUUGCACACAACUGUAUAUGCACGGUAAAGUUAUUGUUUUCUCCAAAUUAUCAUAUUCUUAUUUACUGCUAUUAUAUUACACACAACUAUAUAUGCACGCUAAAAGUCAGCCAAUCAUAAAUUAUACAAUAUAUGUAUAAUAAAUUUAAUUAUUAAAUUAAAUUUUGCAUUUACUUCAAUCUUUGGAAGUAGGUACUUUUUGUUGACAUUAAACGUGAUAAUUUAGAAAUAGAUAUUAAACUCGUUUCUUAUAUAAAUAAAUAAGUGUGUAUAAAAGCAAUCGGAUGCGAGUGCAUUAUAAUUUAAAUAUUAAGCUUAAGUAAAUAAGUAUGUAAUCUGCUAGAGGUUUUCCAGCCGUGUGCAAUAAAAUCCGGAUCCGGAAAUCCGAAUUUACCAAAGACAACCUUCAGUAGCAGCCCUUAGUAGCUCGAUGUUACAUUGGCAUUUUAAGAUUAUAUAGAAUACCUAGGUAAAAUUUAAACUGGGGUGACUUUGAUAAAUGGGGCUACAUUGAAAUUAUCAUAAACGCAGCUAUUUUCUUGCUCGAUUUGUGUCGAAAAAAUCCGUCUUUGACGUUGAAAAUAUAAAUGGUACUAUAUUGAUUCAUGUUUGACAUACAGCAUACAGCUUUAGAAGUAACUGCGUUAAAAAACUUGAAAAAGUGGUACAAUUGAUUAGAAUUAGAUAAUCUCCUAAAAUUGUGCACAAUAAAAGAUUUGUGAGAUAGUACUUAGUUUUAGAGAUAAGAGAAAUGAGAAUCCUACUCACUCGUAUAAAGGGUGCCAAUCAAAGACUCCUCUUACGUAUAAUAAUAUAGUCUUACUUAGAAAAUUAUUUUAGAAAUAUUAUGGCACCAUAAAUACAAGAAAUUACCUUUUGAAGUAGCGGAUUAAAAAAAGAUUCUUCUUAUACAGAUACGAUGGCAAUGCAAAAUGAAUCGAAAGUAGAAGUUAAAAAUGUGUAGAGUAGAGUCAGAACAAGCUAACUCUGCAUGGCAUUAGCAAUGCUAAAGUGUGGCAAUGUCUUCAUUAAUAACAAAUUUCUAUAAAAAUAUAUCUAUUAUAAUGACACCUUUGUUUUUUUCAAUGUAAUAUCGAGCUGUAAUUUAGAUGAAAACCUCACAGAUCCCCACUGUGAUAAGUAGAUACAUUUAAUUUUAAUCCAGUAGUUGUAUCAUUUCGAUGUAUCGGCGCCAAGCGUCUGUGGCACUUCGGCGUUUUACAUUAUUUUUAGUUGCUUUCAGUUACUUAAGUUGCUUAAUGUUCAGUUGAUCUUAGGAUUUAAGUCAUUUAAACUGUGGUUUUAUAUACCAAAUACUAGCGACCCGCCCCGGCAUCGCACGGGUGCCAUUCUGAUGUAUUAUACACAUAAACCUUCCUCUUGAAUCACUCUAUCUAAUAAAAAAAAACCGCAUCAAAAUCCGUUGCGUAGUUUUAAAGAUCUAAGCAUACAUAAGGACAGACAGACAGCAGGAAGCGACUUUGUUUUAUACUAUGUAGUGAUUAAAAUUAGAGUUCUAUGCCAAAAUUUUUCCAAUCCAUCAUUUUAGUACAGUCGCCAUCAGAUGUAUCGGAGCGGCCAAGGUGUUGAAACAUUAAAGUGCAUGUUCAGAUAUUUUUGAGUACCUUGGCCGCUCCGAUAUAUCUGAUGGAGACUGUACAAAAGUAAGAUGAUUGGGUGAUAAAUAUACUAAUCGAAAUUUCAUUUUAUGUAGGUACAGGUACUGUUUGGUAUAUAAAACACAGCUUUAAGUGAUAGACAUAAGUGUCAAUCUUAUACGUAAAAAAAGAUAGGGUUUAUUUUCUAUUAUUAUGAUCGAAUUAGCUAGUUUAAAUUUUAAAUACUAUGCUAUAUAUGUAUAUACAACUAGGAAGAUGUCAUAAGGAGUAAUAUUAUUUAUAAAACAUAUCUAUGAAAAAUUACAAUAAUUAUAUUCAGAGGCUUUAUGACCAAAUUUAAUUUGUUAUUAAGAGCACAUCAACGUCAACUAGCGCCACUGGUAAAUAAUUGUUAUUAUUUCAAUUGAACGAUAGAUAUUCAAAAAAUGGGGCUGCUACGUACUGUAUUUUGUAUUUAGGUACCUUUUGAAUACAUUGUAAUAAUUUUUACGUUGCUAGAUUCGCCAAUAUAUGCGUCCAAAGUUAAAACGGCCGUUUUUGUUUUGAAUUCAUAGAUCGACGAAUCCAGCAACAUAAAAACUAGAGUUUGAUGUAUUCAAAAAGUACUUAGUUAAAUAUAUUUAUCGUUCGUCAAGUCAUCACAAGGGUUACACAAACUAAUUCAGUUUUUUUAUUUGACAGAAAAUAAAACCGAUUCUUAAGAUCAACUUAGCAUAUCCGAUGUUCAAUUGAGAAUGGAAAACUGCCUUCUGAGCACAGAAGAAGUUUCAGGCCUUGUACUAGUAUGCCUGAUCGCUUAUGAAAGUUCCUAAGGGCUUAUUUAGACGGCGCGGGAACUCGCAUGCGAUUUUAGUUACAUUUGGUAUUGUUAUCCAAUUCAGCCGACUGAUCAAAUACCGCAAUGUAACGAAAAUCGCAUGCGAUUUCUCGCACCGUCUAAAUGAGCCGUAAAGCCGAGGAUGUGAGAAACUAGAGCGAGCCAUCUAAGCCAAGUUAUAACAAGUUCAAAGUGAGGGAGUUUUCCGAUGUCAUUGAAAGCUGACCACUCCUAUGGACUUGGGUAAAAUGACGUCAUUGUGAUAUUGACAUUUUAAUUUCGUCUAGCUUAUUUUUUCUCACGUGUUGCAAUGGUUCUCAAUUGAACGCCUUUGAUGUAGCAAUACUUGUCUUAAUUUAAAGUUUGAUCGGGGUAAAUAUGAAAUCGAUGCGAGGGUCAAUGUGAACGAUACUAAGGGUCAAUGUGAACGAUACUAUUUGAUCAAACUAGAGUAAGGAGUAAACCUGAUUAUAGGCGUUAAAAUUCUCAAUUUAAAGAAAAAAUAUUAUGUAAGCUUAUUCCUAAACCGUGUAACCUGUGCCACAUUUUUAUAAUGGUACCUAUGUUUACUACUUGAGUGACAGUUGUUUCAUUGGCCCCUCGUUUACACUCGCCCCGGUUAACGUAACAUAUAUUUUUUUUUUAUUACAAAAAGGCAAGCAUUUGACCGCAAUCUCACCUGUAGUCCG